UCUGCCAUGUGCUAUCAGCAUCAAGCGCAUAUAUCCAGUGAGCGUGCUUUUUGCUCAAUAAGUCGUGAUCAUAGCGCAUUGGAAAGAGUUUAAUCUUGGAACUGUGGAUUCUUUUUGUAAUUUUCUACGGUCGCAUCGUUUUAAAGCCGACGUUAAUGUGUUCCCUGGCCGCUGUUUUUGUGGCGAUAGCCGCCUUACUAUACAGUCCGUCUCUUUCAGCUACAUCAAGCCCUCAGUUGAACUACAGACCUAUAAUCGGAAUUUUAGCUCAAGAGAAUAUUCCUGGAGACCCUCAUGCACAGGGAUCCUCUUAUAUUGCUGCUUCGUAUGUGAAGUACCUGGAAUCAGCUGGGGCGAGAGUAGUGCCCAUCAGAAUAAACCGCACUUACGAUGAGUACGUCAAACUUUUCUACUCCAUAAACGGAUUGCUUCUUCCCGGCGGAGAUGUAGAUCUUCAGAAAUCUCAGUACAGCCGUUUGUCAAAGAUAUUCUAUGAUCUGGCAAUAAAGGCCAACGACGCCUCCGAUUACUUUCCCGUAUGGGGCACCUGUCAGGGGUUCCAGCAGCUCACAGUGCUGAGCAGCAGCAAAAACCUCCUGACUCUCACCAACACCACGGCUGUGGCCCUGCCUCUCAUGUUUACCCAAGCUGCCCAGAACAGCCGAAUGUUUAAGAGCUUCCCCAAGGACCUUCUGCAGUCGCUGUCAGAGCAGAACAUCACGGCCAACUUCCACAGCUGGAGCCUGUCAAUGCAGAAUUAUACCCGGAAUGUGAAAUUAAAAAGGUUCUACAAGGUUCUGUCAACCAAUACAGACGGGAAAAAGGAGUUCAUUUCCACAAUGGAAGCCUACCGCUACCCCUUCUAUGCCGUUCAGUGGCACCCAGAGAAAAGUCCCUUUGAAUGGAUAGAGAAGCCUGGGAUGGUGCACACUCCCACUGCUGUUAGGGUCUCCUUCUACACGGCCAGCUUCUUCGUCACCGAGACCAUGAAAAACCAGCACAGGUUCUCCAGCCCCAGCGAAGAGGAGAAGGCCCUUAUCUACAACUAUACUCCAGUCUUCAAGGGCCUCAACAGUAUUUUCAUGCAGAAUUAUUAUUUUGACUAAGUUGCAAAUGACCCCUUCACUUAGAUGGAAAUGAUGACUAACCACCAGUCUUAAAUUGCUUAUGUGUACAUUUAAAAAAAAAAAAAAAAAAGCUAUACAAAUAUAGUCAAAAUAUUUAAUUUAAUUAUGGAUUAAGUCAGUGCUUGUGUAUGGACCAUUGGACUUAUUUAUAAUAUUUUUCCCCUUUGUUUAAAAAUGGAAAUUUCCUGAGUCCAUUUCUGUUAACAAAAAAAACCCUGUUCGUUCAGCUUUUUUCUGUCUUUUCCUCAGUUUUUCAUUAAAUUAAUUAAUAUGACACAAGACCAUGAUAAAAAUGCAGUGUCAACUUGUUAGUGUCAAAUAAUAGGCUUGCGAUUAGUCAAGCUGAUGUAAAAAGAUUCAUUUUAGUACUAUAGCAUAAAACAAUGUGUGAGAUUAAUGUGUAAUUUAAAUAUGCUUCUAAGUAUAUUCAGUGAAAUCGAAGUUUAACACAAAGUAUAUUAAUAACAAAAAACGUGCCGUUAUAAGAAUGAUCACUUUACAGAGUAGGUCAGAAAUGAGAUUCUCUUAACUGUGUGUUUAGUGUUUAGUCUUAACUUUAUGAAACAAUCACAGACUCAAACUCCUGGUGUACAUAAUAAAAUGCUGAACUGCCAA
Molecule: messenger RNA, 1742 nt
Organism: Paramormyrops kingsleyae
Lineage: Eukaryota; Metazoa; Chordata; Actinopteri; Osteoglossiformes; Mormyridae
Product: gamma-glutamyl hydrolase
Biological process (GO): tetrahydrofolylpolyglutamate metabolic process
Cellular component (GO): vacuole
Molecular function (GO): gamma-glutamyl-peptidase activity
Source: RefSeq, a predicted model, not a curated record